AUGUCGGCCAUGCGACGCUAUCUGACUGCCGAAAAGACGGCACAUAUUAUGGAGUGGGUUGACAAAGUCAACUCCCAGCCAUGCAUCGGGAUGAAACCCCGCGAACCUAGAGAAAUCGCUGAGCCGAAGGAUAUCGCUUUACCUGCAGCAAUUCCUGCAAAGAUAACGGCAGAGAAAGGACGACCUCCGAAGUACAGGCAACUUACCCUCAAAAGCACAAGGUUAAGGCGGGUCCGUACGAAGCCUCGGGAAUCCCGAAAGGAAGAUGAGCAAGAGAAUGAAAAGACGGAAGCUAGGGCGAAAGAGGAGGAGAGACAACAAGAAGAGCAUGUGAAGAACCCAGAAAACGUUGUUCAAACGGAGAAGAAUUAUGGGGAAGAAAAGAAGGACCAGGAGGUGAAAAAGAGCAUCAGCGAACAAGCAUUGCCUAGCAAUCCGAUAAAGUCCAGCAUUAUCGACUCCAACUUGCGCAUGUUCUGCGUGGAGAUUGUGAUUCCAUCAAGUGGGAAGAAACAACACAAUGAAAUAAAACAAGCUUCUGGAGACACAAGUCAAGCAAAUAAUGAGAAACGAAAACGAGGAGGGGCCACACGGGGAAGAGGUGGACGGACAAAGUGUCCUAAACUGGCUGUAGAGAAGGGCUGA
This is a messenger RNA of Trichophyton rubrum CBS 118892, 645 nucleotides long. RefSeq lists its product as uncharacterized. Bases 1 to 645 code for a protein of 214 amino acids. The record is from RefSeq and is a predicted model, not a curated record. NCBI's taxonomy places the organism in Eukaryota, Fungi, Ascomycota, Eurotiomycetes, Onygenales, Arthrodermataceae. The transcript has a single exon.